Hermetia illucens (black soldier fly) is the source of this 1490-nucleotide messenger RNA. RefSeq names its product glutamate-rich WD repeat-containing protein 1. The record is from RefSeq and is a predicted model, not a curated record. The transcript has 2 exons. Gene Ontology annotation, molecular function: protein binding. NCBI's taxonomy places the organism in Eukaryota, Metazoa, Arthropoda, Insecta, Diptera, Stratiomyidae. The coding region runs from base 80 to 1432 and encodes 450 amino acids.
UCGUAUGUCAGUCUUUUCUUCAUAACCAAAAGAAGGUUUUGUGUGCAUACUUGCCGUGUGGGUGUUGAAAUCAAUUAAAAUGGAAGAGGAUAACGAAAUGCAAAUUGACGAAAAUGUAUCUGAUAUGGAUGAAAGCGAAGACGACAGUGACAGUGAAAGCAAAAGUGAAGGCAAGAAGGGUGUAUACCUUCCGGGUCAACCGCUCGCUGAGGAUGAGGAACUCGUUUGCGACGAUUCUGCCUAUAUAAUGAUGCACCAAGCCCACACGGGGGCACCGUGCUUGAGCUUCGACAUUAUUCAGGACGAGCUGGGCGACAACCGUGAGACAUUCCCCUUAACUGCCUACAUCGUAGCCGGAACGCAAGCAGCUCAGGCACAUGUAAACAAUGUGAUUGUGAUGAAGAUGUCUAACUUGCACAGAACAAGUAAAGAACGCGAGGAUGAUGAGGAGUCAGAUAGUUCGGAAGAAGAAGAGGAAGAUGACGAAAAGAAACCUAGAAUGAACUGUGCCUUGGUUCGACAUCAAGGGUGUGUCAAUAGAAUCCGAGCCACAAGGAUAGGGAAUGAGAACUUUGCCGCUUCUUGGAGUGAGUUGGGGCGUGUUAAUAUUUGGAAAUUAGACGACAUGAUUGAAAAAGUUGAUGAAGGGAGUGCCAAUCCAACUGACAAGAAACAUAUCAGGUCGGAGUUGGAUCUGAAACCAGUGUACACUUUCACCGGACAUCAGCAGGAGGGAUUCGCGAUAGACUGGAAUACAGUGUCGCAAGGCGUCCUCGCUACCGGUGAUUGCAGACGCGAUAUACAUAUAUGGCAGCCUUCGGAAGGUGGGAAAUGGAACGUCGACCAAAGACCGUUAGUUGGACACACCGCAUCAGUGGAAGACUUACAAUGGAGUCCGAAUGAAAAAAGUGUUCUUGCAUCGUGUUCAGUGGACAAAAGUGUGCGAAUCUGGGAUUGUCGUGCCGCUCCUCAUAAAGCAUGCAUGCUGACAUGCCCGGAUGCGCACGACAGUGACGUGAACGUACUCUCAUGGAAUCGAAACGAGCCAUUCCUUGCCAGCGGCGGAGAUGAUGGCUUGCUUCACAUCUGGGAUUUACGUCAAUUCCAAUCUGGCAAACCCAUUGCUUCCUUCAAGCAUCAUACGAAUUAUAUUACCACGGUAGAAUGGCAUCCCAAGGACUCGACUGUAUUGGCUUCUGGCGGAGCCGACGAUCAAAUUGCACUUUGGGAUCUAGCUGUAGAAAAGGAUGAUGAAACUGCCACGGAAAAGGCAGCAAAUCAGGACGAGCUCAACAAUUUGCCACCGCAGCUGCUGUUCAUUCACCAAGGUCAGCAAGACGUUAAAGAAAUUCAUUGGCAUCCGCAGUUGCCAGGUGUAAUUUUAUCAACAGCUCAUAGCGGGUUCAACAUAUUCCGAACCAUUAGUGUCUAGGCGUAUAAAUUGUUACAUGUGCAUUUUUACAUACGAAAUACAAAAGCUUUUAAUCAAA